This is a messenger RNA of Batrachochytrium dendrobatidis JAM81, 1172 nucleotides long. RefSeq lists its product as uncharacterized. Gene Ontology annotation, molecular function: proteasome binding. NCBI's taxonomy places the organism in Eukaryota, Fungi, Chytridiomycota, Chytridiomycetes, Rhizophydiales. The coding region runs from base 146 to 1105 and encodes 319 amino acids. The transcript is spliced from 2 exons. The record is from RefSeq and is a predicted model, not a curated record.
GGUGUUGUUUGUUGAACGGUUGGCAGACCAUGUUUAGUCGGUGAAUACAAGACUUUGGUUACAAGACUAGUCAAUUUAGCACCAAUCAUUUCAUGACACUUUAUUGUCCUGUUUAGUGUUUUACGUGAAUACGCUGCAGUUUCCCAUGAGCACUCCAACACUCAACUUGUCUGUAUCGUACAGAGCCAAAACCAUCCUUCUUCAAAACAUUGACCCACACACUUCAACCAUUGAUUCAAUCAAAUGUCAGAUAGUUGAUUCUCCACAAACCCAUCGACUAGUAUACAAGGGAAAAUCCCUUUUUCCCGACUCGUCUUUUCUUAUCGACCACAUUGUACCGCCUACUUCUCAAUCCAAAGAGCUUAAACUUAUGUUGUUGGGCUCAUCUGCUUUAGAGAUUGAUGCUGUUCAUAAGCAUGAUACCAAUCACUCGAUUCGAGUUCAGCAAAAUGCUCGAGCAGUGUUGGCCCGUCCAAAGCUCCAACCACCUCCAACCUAUUGCAAUACUAUUCGAGUCUUGGAUGAAUUUAGUGAUAAACACCUGGCUAUGCAACUGUUGGAUCGACUAAGACGGGAUUGGGGUGUAUGUACCGUUAUGCAUAAGCGAGGUUGGACUGUGGGUGUAUUGAUGGAGCUUCAUCCAAACGAACGUGCAAUUUUGGGAUACAAUCGCAACAAGGGUCAGUCUAUUGCUCUUAGACUACGUACAAACGAUCUGGAUGGAUUCAGACACUACAGCACCAUCCAAGACACGUUUAUCCAUGAACUGGCUCACAUGACCCAUACAGAUCACGACUCCAACUUUCAUGCUCUCAAUCGCCAACUCAAGAAGGAGAUUGAUGCCAUCAAUCAUGGAAACAAGGUGGGCGGUAACAGAAUGAAUACAUACAACGGCCCAUCAGAUCCCAAACUGGGAGACACGGCAUCGGGUCAGAGAUUUGAAGGAGGUACACAUGUUCUCGGUGGUGGACAACUAGCUGCAGCAAUACCUACUGGAAAUGCUGACAAUCGAGUGUCCAGAAAAGUUUUGGAGACAGCAGCUACACUCAGAUUGACUGAACAAGAAAAGGAAAUCACCGAGGGAUGCAAUACCCAACUAGAAUAACUAUUACAACUCUGUCAACAAGACGCAAUCUCACAAACCCAACACUUUGAAAUAAACACUAAAUAAU